Molecule: messenger RNA, 1797 nt
Organism: Cannabis sativa
Lineage: Eukaryota; Viridiplantae; Streptophyta; Magnoliopsida; Rosales; Cannabaceae
Product: tubby-like protein 8
Exons: 9
Coding region: 253-1542 (429 amino acids)
Source: RefSeq, a predicted model, not a curated record
GUUACUCCCAUAUUUUCCACCUAACCUAAUCACACACACUUUCCCAUGUUUUUUUUUGUUCUUCAUUUUUCAAAUUCAAACAUUACCAUAUAUAUUAGUUACACCACCAAAAACUCAUGUACAUGUACUUCUAUACUUCUCCUACUAAAUCUAUCAUUUUCUUUCCCAAAGACUAAUUAUCCUACAAAAUGACCAUAACCCAUUAAUCAAAAUCCAAUCUUUCUCAUUCCAAACAACCCAAUUUUUCCCACCAUGAUUUCUGGGUGUAAAAAAUCUUCAUUUCCUAGACAAACAUCAUACAACUCCCUUUACGACAACCCUCUUUUACUCGACGAGCUUCGUCAUAAUCGUAGCAGUAGCGAAGGAGGACGGUCUUUCCCUUUAGCUCCCAUAAACGACAAUAUUCAGCAAACCCCAUCAAUCUCAAACGACAAUAAUAAUACUAAGAAGAAGAAGAAGCAGGAAGAAGAAAGCGAUGAUAAGGAAAAUGUAGUUGGUAUUGUAAAUGGGUCUUCUUCUGACUCUUUUGGGGCUCCAAAGAAUUUGACUUUGAGUAAUAUGAAAUCACUUUCGACUGGCUGUAAGCCUUUCAAACCAUCUUCGCUUCAGUUUUGUAUGCAAAUGAAUGAGCCUGACAAGUCUUUUGGUGCUUUUAAAACAUGGGAGCCUAGUGAGUCAGAACACUCUAGUUCUUUGAAGAUAUGGGAUUAUUCUGAUUCUGAGGCUGCUCCUGCUUCUUCUUGGUCUACUCUCCCUAAUAAGUCAUUAAUGUGCAGACCAUUGCCUAUGGAUAUAGGAAGGUGUACUUGUGUUAUUGUUAAGGAAGCAUCACCAGAUGGAUUUCAUGGGGGGACUUUGUAUUCUCUGUAUACCAAUGAAGGUCGAGGAAGACAGGAUAGGAAACUGGCUGUUGCUCAUUGUAAACGGCGAAAAGGGAAAACUGAGUUUACUAUUGCUCAGAGUGUGCAGGGAUUAACAUCUACUUCUGAUGGUAGCUUACUUGGAACUGUUACUGCUAACUUGAUGGGUUCAAAAUAUCAUAUAUGGGAUCAGGGCAGUACUUGUCUGAAUUCUCCCAACAAACAGUCUAAAUCGCUUAUCGCUGUUGUAGGAUUUUUACCUACAAUCACCACUUGGACUGGAAGUUACAGAAGCUUAAGGGCAUACAUACCUAAACACCAAUCAAUGCAGCUAAAGAACACUAAUAAUACUCAGGUUCAACACAUUAAGGGAUUGCCAAUGGACUGGGAAGGGAAGAAGGAUAAAGUUCAUCGGUUAGUCUCGAAGGUUCCACAGUACAACAAAAUUUCAAGGCAGUAUGAGUUAGAUUACAGAGAUAGGGGAAGAGCUGGUCUUAAAAUCCAAAGCUCAGUAAAGAAUUUCCAGCUAACUCUAGAGGAGAGGGGAAAGCAGACAAUACUGCAGCUUGGAAGAGUGGAAAAAUCGAAAUAUGUGAUGGAUUAUAGGUAUCCAUUGACAGGUUACCAAGCAUUUUGCAUAUGCCUCACUUCUAUUGAUCCAAAGCUUUGUUGCAGUGUCUAAUGAUCUUAGUCUUUGUAGUUCAAUCUCUGAACACAAACGACUCAAAUCUUCAACUGAUUUCAAGUUAUCUUGAAUUAAUGCUAUGUAAAAUAUGACUAGGCUUUGCCUUGAUACCCCAACUUGAGACUAGCUCAAGUGGUUUGGGGGUGUACUGUGUUUUAAGGUUUUCUCCAUAAAGGGAAAGCUUUGAAGUUUUGAGCAAAAAUUAAAUCAAGGCAUUAAGGUAUAAUGAAAUAAUGAAAUCACUUAUUUAAA